AUGUCGGCGGCCAUCAAGUCGACAUCGGCUCGUCGCUUUGCGCCGACGACCUACGAGAACACCUGCAAUCGGUGCAAUCACCUGGUCUACUCGGCGGAGAAGAUUGGUCCUCUGAAAGACUUUACCUUCUACCACCACGGUUGUUUCAAAUGCGCCGCUUGUGGUUCAAAAUUGACGUUGAAAACGUACUACAACAACCAACAGGACCAGGAUGAUAAGGAGGUCUACUGUGCCAGUCACGUGCCGAAGACUGGUCCGGGCAAGUUGGACGGCCUCUCUGUGGGCAUCAAACAGGCGUUGAAUGUGCCUCGUCGUGGCCACCACCUGGUGAACGACCAGAUUCGCGGAUCGGGCUCUAAGCCGGCACUAGGCGCUGAUGCACUGCUCAUCAAGACGGCCAGUCAACAGUCAACGAUAGCACAUGACGCCAACUCGCCGUACUACCAACAGCAACAACAACAGUUGUACGGAGGCCAGCACCACCCCGGUCAGUCUGCCCAGUCAUCGUCUCAGCACUACCCCGCCAAACCUCACCACUACCCAGCUGGUCACUUUGACGCCUCUGCGUUGCACAUUCAGCAUGCCGUCAACCAGACGAAGAUGCUCAAUCGCUCAAAUGGAAUGCUGCGGCACAGUGUCCGCCCGGGCAUCGAGAGUCGCAUCAACGAUUUCUUGGACUCUGAAACGCAACGACGUCUGGAGAUGCUGCACCGAGGCGAAGAGGACGACCUCUACAGGCAGUUCUCGAAGAAGCGUGCAGAAGAGGAACAAAACGUGAACACGGUCAUUCAGGAGGAGUGGGAAAAAGAGCUGGAGAAGCUCACUGCCCGCUACCACUAUGAGAUGACGAAGAAGCAGAAAAAGAUCUCCAUGGACGAGGAACGGGCAAUGACGCUACGCCACCAGAAAGACAAGGACGAUCUAGAGAAGAACAUGACCAUCAAACUGGAUCGGAAGAAGGAGUCACUGACCAAGAAGCUGCUAGAAGCCGAACGGCAUGCCACUGCAGAGCUGGUGGAGAAGCAGAGUAAGGAGAUGAUGAACCUCAUUACGGAGAAGCUGCAGGAGUUUACCAUCAGUCGCAGUGCCAGCAAUGGGAGCUCUUACAACUCAGGCAUUCCCGUCGCCUCGUACCCCAGCGCUCCGCCGCCACCUAAUGUGCCUACGAUAUCAAAGCUGGACAUUUACAGUGAUCCGAAUGUCUUUGCCGAGCUAGAUCAAAUUGCCAUUAAUGUCGCCCGUGAGGAUCAGAAGACCUUCACCGACCUCGUCCGCCAGCUGACGGUGAGCUGUGUGACGGACGUGGAGAAAGCUCGUGCCAUCUUCCGGUGGAUUACCGUGAAGAACCUCAACACGAUCAAGUUCGACGACAACCUGAGCGCCGAUACGCCCAUGGGCAUACUGCGCGGCAUCAAACACGGCACUGAGAGCUACCACGUUCUCUUUAAGCGACUCUGCAGUUACGCCGGUUUGCACUGUGUGGUGAUCAAGGGCUACUCAAAGAGUGCCGGCUAUCAACCGGGUGUGCACUUUGAAGACACUCGAUUUCGCAACUCGUGGAACGCGGUCUACGUCGCCGGUGCCUGGCGUUUCGUCCAGUGCAACUGGGGCGCUCGUCAUCUGGUCAAUGCCAAAGCGGACACUCCGAACACGGGCAAGAGCUCCAGCGACAGUCUGCGCUACGAAUACGAUGACCACUACUUCCUGACGGACGCCAAAGAGUUUAUCUACGAGUUUUUCCCGCUGCAGCCAGAGUGGCAACUCCUUCGCUGUCCAAUCAGUCUGCGCGAGUUUGAGGAGCUGCCCUUUGUGCGGUCGCUCUUCUUCCGCUACGGCUUGUACUUUGUCGAUGAGGACAUUCAGGCGGUACUGCGCACCGACAGCUCAGGCGCGGCGACGGUGCGCAUCGGAAUGCCCAGUCAGAUGACGCCCAGUCUCAUCUUCCACUACAACCUCAAGUUAAUUGAUGGAAGCACAGACACCUUUGAGGGCGUCAUUCUGAAGCGCUUUGUCAUGCAGUCCGUCACCGGAAAUGUGGUCACCUUUCGCGUGCAUGCACCUUGUCCGGGCGCCUUCAUUAUGGACAUCUUUGCCAAUGCGACCACACCACGGGAGUACGUCACCGGGGAGCCGAUGAAGUUCAAGUCUGUUUGCAAGUUCAAGAUUGUCUGCGAUGAGUUGCGCACUGUGAUGGUGCCGCUGCCUGACUGCGCCAGCGGCGAGUGGGGUCCUCUCAAGGCGACGCGACUCUUUGGUCUGGUGCCAUUGACUCACGAGGAGGCGCUUAUUUUUUCCGGUCGGGAGCUGGAGACGCAGUUUCGAAUGUCACGCCCGCUCACCGAUUUUAUGGCCUCACUGCAUAUGAAUGGCGUAGACGAGCGUCGUCUGUCCCGAUACGUUUCAGUGUCCAUUGACGACGACGACGAUCUGGUCACCUUUCGCAUUCGCUUUCCUGAGGAGGGCCAGUACGGACUGGACAUCUACACGCGGGAAUUGCACUGUGCGGAGAUGUUCAAUGCAGAUAAGCAGCUGCUGACGCACUGCUGCAAGUACCUCAUCAAUGUCACCUUUGCCCACUCAAAGGGGACCAAGUGA
Rhagoletis zephyria (snowberry fruit fly) is the source of this 2595-nucleotide messenger RNA. The record is from RefSeq and is a predicted model, not a curated record. NCBI's taxonomy places the organism in Eukaryota, Metazoa, Arthropoda, Insecta, Diptera, Tephritidae.